This is a messenger RNA of Panicum hallii, 716 nucleotides long. Its product is annotated as sulfiredoxin, chloroplastic/mitochondrial-like. The record is from RefSeq and is a predicted model, not a curated record. Bases 77 to 538 code for a protein of 153 amino acids. Gene Ontology annotation, molecular function: sulfiredoxin activity. Gene Ontology annotation, biological process: cellular response to oxidative stress. Gene Ontology annotation, cellular component: cytoplasm. Lineage: Eukaryota; Viridiplantae; Streptophyta; Magnoliopsida; Poales; Poaceae. The transcript has 5 exons.
CGCUCCGACACGCCACGACGGCCUCCGAGGGCCGGCAAGAAACUGCUGGCAGCAAGGCGCAGGCGCAACGCAAGCAAUGGCGUCGAGCUCGAGCCUGGGUUUGGCGAUGACCCCCGGCGUCCUCCUCCACCGCCGCGUGGUCACACACGCCUCCUUCAUCCGGGGAAGGGGAAGGAGCGCGAGCGGAAGAAGGAGCAGGAAUCUGGCCCUCUCCGCUUCCUCCAACGGUGCAGCAGUUCCAUCCCUGACAAGUGACUCGGAUAAGAAGGGCCCUGUGAUCAUGGAAAUUCCACUGGACAAGAUCCGAAGGCCACUGAUGCGAACACGUGCCAAUGAUCCAGCCAAGGUGCAAGAGCUCAUGGACAGUAUUCGUGUCAUUGGCCUCCAAGUACCUAUUGAUGUGCUAGAGGUUGAUGGGGUCUACUAUGGCUUCUCUGGAUGCCACCGCUACGAGGCACACCAGCGCCUUGGUCUCCCAACCAUCCGCUGCAAAGUCCGUCGAGGGACGAAAGAAACACUUAGGCACCAUAUGCGAUGACUUGGAUGUUAUUGGUGACUAAAUCAGCUAGAGAGUGAUCUGUGACCUUCCCUGUUCUUUUUCAUCAUCUGUAAUCAUCCAUACUUGUAAAUGUUACCCAAACAGAUUGGUGAAUACUAAGUCUGAACUCAGCAGCAAGAGGAAAUGUUGACUCAUGCCUACACUAUUCUUUUUCGAA